AUGUAUAAUAAUAGCAUAAUAGCACGUAUCUUUUCAUUUUUAUACAUUUUAUUUUGUUAUUUAGCAAAUCCUUGUAUAGAAAGAAAUCAAUUUCAUUGCCGAACAACUAAUGCACAGAGCCAAGAUUUACCUAGUAAAUGCAUCCCAUUUGAAGAGGUGUGUGAUGGAAAGCGCGAUUGUCUAAACGGCGAUGAUGAAGCUGAAGGUCCUCGAUCUAAUUGCACUUUAAUGAAAUGCUCUGAAGAUAAUGGAGGUUGUGAUCAAUCUGACCGUGCAUGUGGUACAUUCCCAGACGUUUCGCCGGCAUCUUCAGUGAGCAUCGCCAUUCUUAGCACCACACAACAACUCGUCAAGGAGACAAGUGAAGCCGAUCCUUUGACCAAACGUGUGCUAAAGAGUUGCGAUAUCUCCCCUUCUGCCAUGGGCUAUUCAGAUUUCAUAUAUCCUCCUAUCACGCCUUCAUUGUCACAAUUUUUUACCGUCACUAUUUAA
Messenger RNA from Protopolystoma xenopodis, 492 nucleotides. The record is from the annotation of a GenBank genome assembly. NCBI's taxonomy places the organism in Eukaryota, Metazoa, Platyhelminthes, Monogenea, Polystomatidea, Polystomatidae.